Linum trigynum is the source of this 213-nucleotide messenger RNA. Lineage: Eukaryota; Viridiplantae; Streptophyta; Magnoliopsida; Malpighiales; Linaceae. The record is from the annotation of a GenBank genome assembly.
AUGGAUGACCCGGAAGAGGAGCUCAAAGAUGAGCUAGGAGACGCAGACGAGCUGGUCGUCGCUGAUGGUGAGGACGAGCUAGCAGUCAUGUUGGUUGAGCCCAAAAUCGUAGGAGAAGAUGGCCCACUGUCCAUGCUUGAGUCAGAAGAGCUGGACUCAUGUUGCUUCUGCAAAGGAACCGUGGGUGGUGUGUCAAAUACUGGCCAGUUUUGA